Messenger RNA from Papaver somniferum (opium poppy), 2337 nucleotides. RefSeq names its product heterogeneous nuclear ribonucleoprotein Q-like. NCBI's taxonomy places the organism in Eukaryota, Viridiplantae, Streptophyta, Magnoliopsida, Ranunculales, Papaveraceae. The record is from RefSeq and is a predicted model, not a curated record. The transcript has 8 exons. Bases 576 to 2168 code for a protein of 530 amino acids. Gene Ontology annotation, molecular function: mRNA binding. Gene Ontology annotation, cellular component: nucleus.
CUCUCUCUGUCUGUGUUAUUCUGUCCAGAUUUGGUAUGAAUUUGAUUCAUUCAUGUUCUUCUUGUUUCUAGGGUUCAUUUAUCACUAUUGGGAAUGAAAUGCAUGUCUAGAUUUUAAGAAGUUUCCUAAAAUCUGUUUGUUAAUUUAGUUUCAAUUUUGUCUAAACUAUUUGAGUGUCUUGUCCCGUUUGCAACUAUGGGGGAUCCUUAUCUUUUCAUUUCAAUCUAUUAUGAUGAUCAUGAUAUAGAAAAACUCAUCAGAAAUUACAGACAAACAAAUACUGCGAAAACCAAAUCUAUCUUUGUUGUUUACUUUUUUACCCUUGAUAAAACUAGAAAUAUACCAAAUCAUGCCACCUACAUUCCAAUUACUAAGAGAUUCUUCUUCUUACUACUAUACUACUCUGCAAAUAAAUCGUCAUCCUACUACUGGCCUUAACAUUUAUCUUCUUCUUAUUAUUGCCUCUUCACUCCAAACCCAUCAUAUCCAUCCUCUCUGCUGCCAAUGUCUCCGGCAUCCUCCACAGUUGUCAUCGUCCUUCAAGCUUGCAGGUUGGUUAUACUAGAACUUGAGCUAUGGCGGCUGGGGAUCAUCCUUCGCACGUGGUAGGAACUGAGGAACAUGUAGACCUCGAUGAGGACAACUAUAUUGAAGAAGAAGAGGAGGAAGAAGAGAUGAGUGACGAACCGAGCGAGGAAGAUGACAGAAUGGACGAGCGGAAAACCAGGGAUGAGGAUUACAAUGAGCAUGGGAAAGAAGAAGAAGAAGGUGAUGAAGAAGAAGAAGAAGACAACUUGAAAUCAGAUGAUGACCAGCAUGCAAACGGGAAGGCCGCUUUAUCAGAAGAUGAUGGUGGAGCACACAAUGGUGUUGAGUCUAUUGAGGAGGAUGAAGACAAGGCAAAUCUAUCUAAAUUUCACGAUGACGAAAUGAAAAAGCGUGCUGAACUUCUUGCACUUCCUCCACAUGGGUCUGAGGUUUUUAUUGGUGGAUUACCUCGGGAUGUCACAGAGGAUGAUCUAAGGAACCUUUGUGAGCGAAUUGGUGAAGUUACUGAGGUUAGACUCAUGAAGGAUAAGGAUACAGGAGAAAACAAGGGCUAUGCGUUUAUAACAUACAAAACUAAGGAGUUUGGACAAGAUGCCAUUGAAGAGUUCCGCAAUAAAGAAUUUAAGGGAAGAACCAUAAGGUGUUCGCUCUCUCAAGCUAAACACAGGCUGUUUAUGGGAAACAUUCCUAAGAGUUGGAGCGAGCAGGAACUACGAAGAGCCAUUGAGGAGAAUGGUCCUGGAGUUGAAAAUAUUGAACUUUUGAAGGAUCCACAAAAUCCAAGCCGCAAUCGUGGUUUUGCUUUCGUCGAGUUCUACAAUAAUGCUUGUGCAGAUUACGCACGACAGAACAUGUCAACCCCAAAAUUUAAAUUGGAUGGGAAUACUCCAACAGUUAGCUGGGCUGAUCCCAAAAGUUCACCUGAUCCUGCUGCUGCAGCUCAGGUGAAGGCCCUUUAUGUGAAAAACUUGCCUGAGAACACUACAACAGAACAGCUGAAGGAAUUAUUUAGACGUCAUGGAGAGGUCACAAAAAUCGUUUUGCCUCCUGGUAAAGGUGGGCAAAAUAAGAAGGAAUUUGGAUUCAUCCAUUAUGCUGAGAGAUCAAGUGCAUUGAAAGCUAUAAAAGGGACAGAAAAAUAUGAAAUUGAUGGUCGUGUCUUGGAUGUAGCCCUUGCUAAACCUCUGAAUGAGAAGAAAUUUGAUACGAAUAAUUCUUAUAAGCCUGCAGCUGCUCCAGCAUACCUCCCAUAUCAGUAUGGAGAUCCAUAUGGUGCUGCAGCUGCGGCUGCUGCAUAUGGUGGCGCGGCUGCUGCAUAUGGUGGUACUGCUGCUGCAUAUGGUGGUGGUGCUGCUGCAUAUGGUGGCGUAGCGGCUGGUGGUGGAUUUCAACAGCCUAUGAUAUAUGGUAGGGGACCAAUGCCAGCAGGAAUGGCAAUGGUGCCGAUGGUUCUGCCAGAUGGCCGAGUUGGAUAUGUUUUACAACAGCCUGGUGCACAAACUCCUGCACCCCAGCCUUCUCGGAGAGACGAUAGAGGCAGUGGGUCAGGUAGAUCACAAGGAAGAGGAGGAAAUGGUGGCGGUGAUGGGGGUCGUAACCGUAGAUACCACCCUUAUUAGUAGUGGUGGAAUCUUGUAAUAGGAUCUGUUUUCUUAAAGAAUUUUGAUCUAACAAAACAAGAAAAAGAAACUUGGGACAAACAAAGUCAUUUGCCUAGCCGUUUCUUCUGUAACUCAUCUAUAGUGUCGGAUGAAACUUUUGACUUAAAAUGAGAAACUUCCCGAAAAA